GAUAAAGACAAAAACUGACCUCGGACCUUUUAAGAGAGAAUGGAGAACUUUUAACUCUCAUUUGGUUCAUUAACGCCCCCUAUUGUCGGACAAAUAUUUGUGACUGUCGGUUACUGUAAUGAAAUGGGCCACAUCAAAAAUAGAUCAUGAACCAAAUGAACUGUGCAGCACCAAACUACAUCAGUCCUGACCGAUCUUAAUAAUAUAUUGAUGACACUUUAUACUUUCAUUUGCCAUUAACACACAUAUACUGUAGGUAGGCCUAAUUCUUAACAGAAAGUAGACUUUCAUAUCAAACUUUCAGGACAUUCAUAACUACAUUAAUGUAUUUUCAGUUUUAACUGUCUAUUAAGCAUUGUAUAAUGCACUAAUGUUUAAUGGGUUAUUCAUGAAAGUUAUAAAAUGUUAAUAUACUGUAUUUUAUAUGACAUAAACUGCCACAAAGAAGCAAUUCUGCAUCUGUGUAUGCUGUUAUUAUUAUUAUUAUUAUUAUUAUUAUUACUGAUUUUCUAUGAAAAUAUGCACCAGACCAGUGAUUCCCAACCUUUUUUCCCUGAAGCCCUCUCUACUUAUAUAUAAGUCUACACAAACAGAAUAUCACCGCCACUGAUGAGCGCUCUCUCUCCUUGCACUCUAUGUGUUUGCUCGUGUGCGUGCCAGAGAGAGCACUGUCAUCGAUGUCCGCGAGAAAUGCUAAAUUAUGAAUACAAUGAUUUUUGGGAACGUGCAUUGCCAUGGAUAUUGCAUAGACAUGAUACUUGAUACAUUUCUACUGGUCUAUUACACAAUGACGCAGAGCCAUGGCCGUAUAUAGAGGGGUGAAAGGUGGUAAUGAUUCUAAGGGCCCACAGGUCCCGGGGGGGGGGGCCCACAACAAAUUCGAAACUGUAUUUUUUAAUCGGAAAGUGGCCCGAAGCAAUAUUAACUCAGAGGCCCCCAGAAUACCCAGCUAUGGCCCUGCCCAGAGCCAUGCAGCUGCUUAAUGGUCUCGUUAUAAAGCAUCAACAAGGUAUGCCAUUUUAAGAGGUUUUUACAGUCUUGCAGUGUGGUUAUGAUGUUAUUGAAUUUUCAUGACCAUUGAAGAUCCAUGAAAAAGAAACCCACAAGCACUCGUCCACGCGACAGUCAGCGCACCUGCGUUAGAGUAGAAUAAUGUAAAUUUGGUGCGCGUAAUUUGGUUGUGCAAAGAGGCUGUUAUUGGGAGAGUGAUUUUAUGUUGAGUUAGAUGAGGAUGCUGAGAUGCUGUUUAAUGUUAUCGUGCAUAUUAUGGAUUCUCACAUUUGACAUUUUCUCAGAAUCUUGCGUGUGAGCAUGAGAUUAAAGUUUUGUUUAGGGCAGAGAUGGUUGUUUGAUUAUAGACAACCCUAUGGUUUGUUGUCUUUUCAAAUAGCCUACAAUAUAACAAAGCCAUUCAGAAACAAAUUAAAUGCCUUAUAUCUCCAAUUUCCCCCUCAAAAUCUUGGAAAUUGGAUUUGAACUUAUGAUAAGCUGACAACUGGGAUUUGAUGUCAGUUCCAUCUCAAAUAAACUAAUAAUAAAAAAAUAAAUAAUAAAAAACAAUGUGGUGAGAACAAUUUUAAUGAUUAUUUAUAAAUGAAUGUAUCAUUAUAACAUUUUUAUGACACUGUCAUUAGCUGCAGUCCAGGGCCUUCAAAACCCCACCCUCUUUCUCUGUGCACACGUUCAUUGGUCAAACAGUCACAUGCAAAACACGCCCCGGAGUGGCCGAGCUGCUAUAUAAACGGGAUAUGCUCUCUUACCAGCAACAAGUACCUGAAGGGUACAAGCGAAAAACUCUUUAUAGGAUCGUUGUCUUGAGCAUUAAGUCGUUUCAAGAUUGAAAGGAAUUUGUCUUAAUAUUCCUGAAGCUUUUUAAAGUCUGUUACCACUUGGUAUUCCAAUUCAGGGCAGUUUGAGUGCAUCCGAUUUUUUCCCCAAACACAUUAAGAUGGAGUUGUCGGAUAUUCCGUUCCCCAUCCCUUCAGCUGAUGAUUUCUACGACGACCCCUGCUUCAACACCAGUGACAUGCACUUUUUCGAAGACCUGGACCCAAGGCUCGUCCAUGUGAGCCUGCUCAAGCCCGACGAGCAUCACCACAUCGAGGACGAGCACGUCCGGGCGCCCAGCGGACAUCACCAGGCCGGCAGGUGUCUGCUGUGGGCAUGCAAAGCCUGCAAGAGAAAAACCACCAAUGCUGACCGCCGCAAAGCCGCGACCAUGCGGGAGAGGAGGCGACUGAGUAAAGUGAACGAUGCUUUCGAGACCCUCAAGAGAUGCACGUCCACCAACCCGAACCAGAGGCUGCCAAAGGUGGAGAUUUUGAGAAACGCGAUCAGUUACAUUGAGUCUCUGCAGGCGCUGCUCAGGGGUCAAGAGGAAAAUUACUACCCCGUUCUGGAACAUUACAGUGGAGACUCGGACGCCUCCAGCCCGAGAUCCAACUGCUCUGAUGGCAUGAUGGAUUUCAUGGGUCCCACAUGCCAGUCGAGGAGACGGAACAGUUAUGACAGCUCUUAUUUCAAUGAGACGCCAAAUGGUGAUGCACGGAAUAAUAAAAACUCAGUGGUGUCGAGUUUGGAUUGCCUAUCCAGCAUCGUGGAGAGAAUUUCCACGGAGACCCCCGCAUGUCCCGUGUUGUCAUCGGAGGGGCCCGACGGAAGCCCGUGCUCUCCGCAGGAAGGGUCUGUCCUGAGUGAGACCGGGGCCCCCGCACCGUCCCCGACCAACUGCCCCCAACAGCAAACUCAGGAUCCCAUCUACCAAGUGCUAUAAAGAUUCUCACCAUUUCAACAAAUUAAAAAGGACAAUAUGAAGAAAAGAAAAGAAAAGAGAAACAUUCAGCAGAAUAAAAAAACAAAACAAAAAAAAAAACAAAAAAAAAAAAAAACAAACAAAUGCAAAUCCGAUCUUAACGACUAAAGAAAGACAUUUUCGAUUCACUGCGGGAAACGAAUGAUAUUUCUUUCUUUCUUUCUUUCUUUCUUUCUUUCUUUCUUUCUUAAUCUUUAUUUUAUUUGUAUUCCAUUAUGAAAAUGGCUCAACAGAUCAGCAGAAGUGAGUUUCUUAACUAUGCUUAUUUAUUUAAUUGUAUCCACGUUAAAAUGUGACCAUAUUUUCCCCCCUUUGUGAGUAUAUUUUCUGUCACCAUCACAUUUUUUCCCUAAUUAUUUACGAGAGAAUCGUAAUUCAGACACGAAAAGUAGGACCACUUUUGUACAUGUGUAAAUAAGAUCUGUUUUGUUAAGCAACGAUCAAACAUUAUGUAUUUAAUAAUGCCUGUUUGAAACAUUAUCUUGUUGUGUCUUGUGUUUAACUUUAUAUUUAUACUUCUUAAAUGAGUGAAUGUCGGAAUAAUAAAAAAUCUAACUAU
Myxocyprinus asiaticus (Chinese sucker) is the source of this 3371-nucleotide messenger RNA. Its product is annotated as myoblast determination protein 1 homolog. NCBI's taxonomy places the organism in Eukaryota, Metazoa, Chordata, Actinopteri, Cypriniformes, Catostomidae. Gene Ontology annotation, molecular function: RNA polymerase II cis-regulatory region sequence-specific DNA binding; protein dimerization activity; DNA-binding transcription factor activity, RNA polymerase II-specific. The record is from RefSeq and is a predicted model, not a curated record. The transcript has 3 exons. Gene Ontology annotation, biological process: positive regulation of myoblast differentiation; regulation of transcription by RNA polymerase II; muscle organ development. The coding region runs from base 1949 to 2773 and encodes 274 amino acids.